UGUCGUACCGGCGGUCGCUCGCGCGGCGGCCCGGGGCCCCGGAGGCGCUCGCGAACCUCGCCGUCGUGCUCCACGAGCGCGGCGGCGCCGGCGACGCCGCCGCGCUCCUCGCCGAGGGCGCGGCGGCGCUCGCGCCGGCGUCCGACGCCUUCCGGCGCAACGCGGCGGCGCUCCGCGCGGCCGCGGCCGCGGGCGACGCGCCGCGGCGCCCCGCGACGUACGCGUGCGCCCCCCUGCCCGGCGACCCGCGGCGCCGGGCGCUGCCGAAUCUCCUGAUCGUCUCCGCGCCGAAGACGGGCAGCACGGCGCUCUACGCGGACCUCGCGGCGCAUCCGAACGUCGCCGGCGGCACCUGCAAGGAGACGCGGUUCUGGCCCCUCCGGACGCGGCGCGGCGACCGCUGGGACGACGCCUACCGCGCCUACUUCCCGCCGAUCGACGAGGGCUGGGACGUCGUCGUCGACGGCGGCGGCACCUACGGCAUGGAGGCGUCGCUCGGCGUCGCCGUCGACGUCGCCGCGCUCAUGCCGGCGGCGACGGUCGCCGUCGGCGCGCUCCGCGAGCCCGUCGAGCGCUACCUGUCGGUCUGGGUGGGCCUCGUGACGCGGUCGGGCCUGCGCGAGCCCUGCGCGGCCUUCUUCGACGCGGCGCGGCGCGAACGGGACGCCUGCGCCGCGGGGCGCGCGUGCGACGCGGCCGCGGCGUCGCCGGCCGCCGACGGCCACUACGCGCGGCACGUAAGGUCCUGGGCCGACGCCCUCGGCCCGGACCGGACGCUGUGGCUGCCGACGUCCGCGGACGACGCCGCGGGCCUCGUCUUCGCGUUCCUGGGCCUCGGGGCGACGGGCGCGGCGCCGUCGCGCGCGGGCAGCGACAACGCGCGCGCGUACCGCGACCCGGCGAGCGCGAAAUUCUUCGCGGCGCGCGCCGGGGCGGCCUGGCGCUGCGACGACGCGGCCCUCGAGGCCUUCUACCGGCCGCUCGACGCGGAGCUCCUGCCGGAGCUCGCGCGGUCCCGGGCCUUCGCGGCGCCCGCCGUCGCCGCCGCCUGGCGCCGGGACGCCUGGUUCUGCGCCCGCGUCGGGUCCUGUGGU
This is a messenger RNA of Aureococcus anophagefferens, 1094 nucleotides long. RefSeq lists its product as hypothetical. The annotation marks the transcript as partial. NCBI's taxonomy places the organism in Eukaryota, Pelagophyceae, Pelagomonadales, Pelagomonadaceae. The transcript has a single exon. Gene Ontology annotation, molecular function: sulfotransferase activity. The record is from RefSeq and is a predicted model, not a curated record.